Triticum aestivum (bread wheat) is the source of this 1877-nucleotide messenger RNA. RefSeq lists its product as uncharacterized. The record is from RefSeq and is a predicted model, not a curated record. NCBI's taxonomy places the organism in Eukaryota, Viridiplantae, Streptophyta, Magnoliopsida, Poales, Poaceae. Bases 453 to 1877 code for a protein of 474 amino acids. The transcript is spliced from 10 exons.
GCAGCCUGUGCCUCGCCGCCGAGCCGUGCUACUACGGCGAGCCCCCUCAUCUGCCGGCGCUGCGCGACGCCAGCCGCCGGCGAUCUGCUCCGCACUGAAGAGAAAAAUCAACGGAAACAGAGAAGCAUUGUUUCAAAAUUGCCUUUGUGAUUUUCAUCAUUGGACAUGUGCUUGCUCCGACCGCCAAACAUGACUACAUAUCAGUAGAUUUUUGGGCUGCACUGAAUGAUGUCAACAAGAUCAAAGAUUGGAACUGGGGGGCAUAUGUGCUGAAGAAUUUGUUACAAGCAGUUAGGAAGUUCAAAACCGAUGUUUCAAAGAGGAACCCAACCAUACAUAUAGUUGGAUGCCAUCUGUUUCUGCAGGUGUUUGUUCUCGACAACUUAGAGCUCGGUCUACUAAACAAGCAACACGGAGUAACACCAAGGAUAGGCUUGUAUGAUUAUGAGUCAAUGAAAAAGAUGGUCGAGCAAAUCACAGUAAACAUCCCAAGUGGUGAAGUCACUUUCAGCGGUGGCAAGGUCAGGGAUGAUACGCCUGCAGGGGGUAUUGAGUCACAUGUAAAUGUUGCAGGCACAGGAAAGAUUGCCAAACCAGCUUUCACCCCGAAAAGAGCAAGUACUCCAUGCUCGCCAAUGUUGCGAUCUACUUACACGAAGAAUGGCCCGCAAGAGUUUUCAAACUAUAUACGAUCGCGGUACCCCACCAUAUCAGCACAGAAACUUGGCAUUCUCCUCCGGGAACAAAAUGCACGCGGCCUGGCAAACAUAUCGGAAAUGCGGCAAGCGUUCCAAUCAAACAUGUUCACAUUCACUGACAAGCUAAUGGCGUGCCUCGGAGAAAUGUGUACAUGUUGUAAAGCACACGGACGGAAAAUGUGUGUCCUCAAGAGCGAAGACAAAACCAUACACGAACCGCCCCCAACUCCAUCAACUGAACAGCUAAGCACUCCACUAGUCACCAAGAUUGGACCACGCCUUCCUGCACCAGGAAUGCCAGAAGGUCAAGUGUCUGCUACUAGUUCUGUUUCUAGGAAAAGGGAUGGAAGCCUAUCAUCAAGUAUGCAGUCCGGUCCAUCUAAGAGACUUUGUUUACCAGCCUCCAUUGGAGAAGAUGACCUUUGCCAAAAACAGAGACCAAUAGCCCAAGAUUCUAUAGUUAUGGACAUCGCUAGCAGCAUCCUGUCAAUGUAUGAUGAUCUAACAGCCGUCCUUGUCACUUAUUAUGCCGAGAUCCGUCCAGCACCCACGACGAUCUUGUUUGGUGCAACAACAGAUGGAGCACCUGUGAAGAUUGACCUGGCACAGUGCAACUUUGGGAGGGACCCAUGGGUUGCUGGUUCGGUACCCCCGCCCCCUCCAGAAAAUGCGCUUAGGGCUAUACGAGACUGGAUGUCAGCAGCAUCCAUGACCAAUUUGCAGAGGAAUUGGAUUUUACACCUUAAACCAAGGCUCAUAUCAAUCGAAGGGAUUGAAAUCCAGCAACAACUUGCACAUGGAGACCCAAUGUCACACGAGAUAUGUACUGCUAUCUUUCGGAGGCUUGCCCAACUGGACCAGUCUUGCUCUAAGGACACUCCUGGCAACAUCUGGAGAAAGUACAUAGAGCCUGACUUUGCUACAACUGUUUUGUCGAACGCCGAUCCAUUGACUGUUCAAUCUAUUCGCACUGGGUUUCAGGAAGGAACAGGUCUUUGCAACCCAGCUUCAUGCCGAAUGUGGUUCAUCCCAGCAAUUCUUCCAGAUGGAUGGGCUGUAUAUUUGUUUGAUAUGAUGCGGAAACGGAUCAUUGUGUUAGACCCAGCAGUUGGCCCAUUUGUGUAUAGCAAUAGGCGGGUCAGCAUGCACGAGUUUUUUCUUCAGUUCUUGGUACUGUGA